Molecule: messenger RNA, 1116 nt
Organism: Miscanthus lutarioriparius
Lineage: Eukaryota; Viridiplantae; Streptophyta; Magnoliopsida; Poales; Poaceae
Source: the annotation of a GenBank genome assembly
AUGAUGGUUGAUAAGAAGUUGAGCAUGGCUGAUAUCGCCAAUAAGAUCAACCAUGAAUUUGAUGGCGACUUAUCAUGCAUAUACAAUGAUGACAAUGCAGAUAAACUUAUUCUUCGCCUGCGCAUCAUAAAUGAUGAAGCUUCAAGAGGAGAAAUACUAGAUGAGUCUGCUGAGGAUGAAGUUUUCCUCAAGAAGACAGAGAGACAUAAGGAAUGGAUGCUUGAUACAAAAGGUGUUAAUCUCUUAGCUGUCAUGUGUCAUGAGGAUGUUGAUGCUACAAGAACAACAAGUAGCCAUUUGACUGAAGUGAUUGAGGUUCUUGGAAUUGAGGCUGUUCGUCGAGCUCUCUUUGAUGAACUUCGGGCAGUCAUAUCUUUUGAUGGAUCCUAUGUAAAUUAUAGGCAUUUGGCUGUUCUUUGUGAUACAAUGACAUACAGAGGUCAUCUGAUGGCUAUUACAAGGCAUGCUAUCAAUCGCAAUGACAUUGGACCUCUUAUGAGAUGUUCUUUUGAAGAAACUAUGGAUAUCUUGCUCGAUGCUGCUAUACAUGCCGAAUCUGACUACUUGAGAGGGGGAUACAAUCCCAGGUCGGAAAGGUACAUGGCUGUAUCACCGAUAUAUACUCCAUACAAUGCUUCAUCACCAAUUAAUGCUUCUACUUCAACAUCAUAUAGUCCACCCAACAUCACCUACAUACAGUCCACAUCACUUGGUUACAGCCCUACAUCACCUGGUUAUAGCCCGACCUCACCAAUUUACAACCAAACAUCGCCAAACUACAGCCCGACUUCACCAAGCUUCAAUAUUUCAUCUACUGAGUACAAUUCUUCCAACACUUACUCUCCAAUCGGACCAAGGAUGACUCUAGAUAGCUCGACUCGUCCAGACUACAGUCCAAUUUCAUCGACUUACUCAUCGACUUCACCAUCAUAUUCAUUACCAAGUCUAUCAUACAGCCCAACCAGGCCAAUUGAUGACUCUGGAAGACCUAGCCCAGAUUAUGGUCCAACAUCUCUAAAUUUUAGCCCUAGCAGAAGUGACUCCCCCACUGCGGCUAACUACUCCCCAUCCUCCGCUGGCCAAGCCAUUGACAAGGACGGCGAGAUCAGCCAGUGA